AGGGAAGCAACCGCUGUGUGCUUUGCCAAUUAGCUGAAUAUUUUUUGUUUGUAUCUUAAUCGUACGAAAAACAUGUAUAUUAAGAUAGUUUGCAUAAGUUUUAUGCUUAUAUUUUUGCAACAUAUGGCAAGAUUGAUAUACUUGAUGGGCUAUCAUAAGAGUGUCUAUAACCACACCCCAGGUCCAUGCCAUCAAAUACCAGGUGUAGAACAUGGUUCAGAGGAUAUGGAAACUUUACCAGAUGGGACAACAUUUAUUACAGCAGGUCUUGUUUGGUCAGUUUCUUCUUCACAUUUCAAACAAUUGUACAAAGAUCAAGGGAGAAAAGGGAGAAUACUCUUGUUUAACUUUAACACACCAGAGAAAGGAGUUACAGAACUUGCAAUCAGUGAGGAUUUUGACCAGUCAACAUUUCAUCCACAUGGUAUCAGUGUGAUACAGAAUGAGGACACAGGAAAGAUAACUCUAUUUGUUGUGAAUCAUUGCCCAGAAGAAGAUAGAAUAGAGAAGUUUGAGUUUAACAAGGAGAAGAUGAUGUUAGAACAUAAGAUGUCAUACAUAGAUGAAGCUAUCAACUUAGCAAAUGAUGUAGCUGCCACUAGUGAGAACAGUUUCUACUUCACAAACUACUGUUAUUUCCGGUCACCAUUAAGUUUUUUGUUUGAGGUAUAUUUACUGUUUCCGUGGGGAAGCGUUGUGUAUUUUGAUGGCACUAACUACGCGGAGGUUGCCGAUAGUAUGAUAAUGCCUAACGGAAUAUACCUAUCUCGUGACAGGAAAUAUGUGUAUGUAGCUGCCGGUCUGGCCGACUCUAUAAAUAUAUUUGAGAGAGAGGCAAAUAAUAACUUGGAACUUGUGCAGGAUUUUUUUCUACAUGCAAGUGCAGACAAUAUUUUAAUAGAGCCAAAGACUGGAAACCUGCUAACUGCUAUCCAUCCGAUCUUGCACGAGACCGCUGCCCAUUUAGAAGCACCGGAUCUACACCGGGCACCAACCAAGGUGUUAAUGAUUCAUAUGAAGAACAGCAGCUAUGCAAAUGAUAUUACGGAACUUUACUCGGACGAAGGAAACAACAUAUCAGCCGGCUCGGUAGCCUCUAUAUAUGAUAACAAAAUGCUCAUUGGUUCAGUGCAGGAUAAACUUUUAUAUUGUGAAGUUAGAACUUUGUAAAUGGAUAUUUUUUUUAGGAUUCGUAUUUUCUAUACAACAGGAAUGAUUAAUAUGUGCAUUCAGCUGUGAAUGCAGGAAGAGCUUGUCCGCCUUAAUGAUUCAUAUGCAGAUAGAUAAGGUUUUAUGUUUACCCUUGACUGUUUAUCAAGUAUGAAAACUAUUCCAGUGCCCCAUAGGCUCAUGUUUGUUUUGUCUAUCAGUCCAUCCAUGUUACAUGUAAGAGUCAGCUCCAUAACUUUUGAACUACUGAAAAGUUAUUAAAAUAUCAUGGCAUAAAUGAUCAAAAUUAUGAGAUGACCUGCUUGAUCUUAGGUCAAGGUCAUCUUAAAAGGUCAGUCAAGGGUUGAGAAAUCUUCUGCUGCAGGGUAUACAGCUGUCUUUCAGACGGCCUUGUUUAAAAUCCAAUUGUUGCACUUGAGAUUUUUAGAUAUGGGGUAAGUGGUUCUUUAAAAAAUUAACAACCUUCAAGUCAUUUUUAGCUCAUUUUUUUUUUAGAAAAACAGAAGACCAUGUAAUUUUUGCAUGAAAAAAGCAAGCUAUUAUGAUAAUUGUCCUGUUGUCAUUAUGGUCAUCACCCUGCAAAAACUUUAAUGCAGCCAAUUAGUCAAUCAUUUUAAAAGGAAUCUACACAAAACUUGGAAUACCUGCUUUUCAUGACAAAGUGAAGUUGUAAGACAAGGGGCAUAAUUCUGAAAGAUAUAUUUUGAAAGUUAUGCCUUUUUUGGUCCAAAAUUGGUUUUGUUAACAAACUUGCAUUAACAUAGCAUUCUGUGUUCUUGUUUAGGUAGAAAUGAAAAAUGUACUUAACAUUCUGCCACUUACCAUGACAUUUAACUAACAUUAUGACAGCAAAUCUAUUAUAUUCUGACAAAUGAAACUUUACAUAUUUAGUUAUUACAUUGUUUCAUGUGAAUAGUUUAAUUUUAACUGGGAAACCAUUGUUUUUCUCGGUAAUUUUUCUGAGGAAAUUAAGUUGAUUUUGAAUGAUCAAGAAUAAUUUUCUGAAUUUCACACCAAGUGUUGGCCAAAUUGUUA
Molecule: messenger RNA, 2205 nt
Organism: Ruditapes philippinarum (Manila clam)
Lineage: Eukaryota; Metazoa; Mollusca; Bivalvia; Venerida; Veneridae
Product: serum paraoxonase/arylesterase 2-like
Exons: 9
Coding region: 73-1170 (365 amino acids)
Molecular function (GO): arylesterase activity
Source: RefSeq, a predicted model, not a curated record